Siniperca chuatsi (mandarin fish) is the source of this 2439-nucleotide messenger RNA. It is a transcript of the gene socs9, whose product is annotated as suppressor of cytokine signaling 9. Bases 537 to 2165 code for a protein of 542 amino acids. Gene Ontology annotation, cellular component: phosphatidylinositol 3-kinase complex. The record is from RefSeq and is a predicted model, not a curated record. Gene Ontology annotation, biological process: intracellular signal transduction; phosphatidylinositol phosphate biosynthetic process. Gene Ontology annotation, molecular function: 1-phosphatidylinositol-3-kinase regulator activity. The transcript is spliced from 2 exons. NCBI's taxonomy places the organism in Eukaryota, Metazoa, Chordata, Actinopteri, Centrarchiformes, Sinipercidae.
UAGCUCGGUCGCUAACGUUAAUGUUAUCGCUUGAUAUGUUUGACUUUUAUUGGGUGAUUGAGACGUCGAUUAGCCUGAAUAAUUUAACAUCUUGCAAGUAUUUAACGCCAGCUAACGUUAGCUUAAAUUGUAAUGGAAAAAGUUAGUCAAUUUCUUUUUUUUAAUCGACCCUCCACUUUCUCUCGAUAAUACUUGACGUGAUUUGAGAGAGGACAGAGCCCCAUCCCUCAUACUGAGCGUUCACGAUCUUUUUCAAGACAAAAAGAAGAUGUUGGGUUGACACAACAACUGGGUUAAAAGAGAGAUCAGAGCAGAUCAGAGAUGAAGUUCUCUGUCAACUUAAACCGUUAACUAAGUUAACUGCUUUCUGGUUGUUUUACCUCUCCAUGGCCACAAUGCAGGGACAGUGAUAAUGACGUCUCAAACAAGAGAUGUGGAUGGGAAAGUUCCUGCCAAAAGCUAACUGCAAUUACAAAUCAUCCCUUGGCAACUCCCUAGAGUGGUGCUACUGUUGCUGCUUCACCACAUAAUCCAUCAUGUCAUUACCAAAGGAGUCAGGGAACCGAGGGAAAGAUCGAGAGAGGGGGGCCCGUCCCAAGGUGAGACAGAGCCGGUCAGAGGAGAGACGAGAUGCAGGUGGUGGACGGAAGGGUGGAAAGGGGAAGAAAAAAGGCCUUGCCUCCCAUGAACCAGCAGCUGAGAGGCCUGUCAGUGAUGGCUUUGAGUAUGGUGAGCUGUUGAGUGACCCAGAGACCAGGGACCAAUCUUCCUCUCCUCUGAGGGAGAGUUGGAGAUGGCAGGGUUUGGAAGUCGCUGUCUCAUUACUAGAACAAGAACGGGUAACAGCCAGGCCAGGGCUGGAAACAGUUAGCUCUGCUACAGAGUUACCUGCACCCAGUGAAGGUGAGGGCAGAGGGGCAAGCAGCAGUCGCACUCUCCGGCAAAAAAUCCAAGAUGCAAUGGGGCAGUGUUUCCCAAUAAAGACACACAGUGCGGCGGCACCAGCAACGCCUCCACAGGCUCUUCCAUCAUCCACUGCCUGUGCCUCCUCAAGGCGCAAGAUCCACCUCAGUGAGUUAAUGUUGGAUGACUGCCCGUUCCCUGUAGGAUCAGAGCUGGCUCAGAAGUGGUAUCUCAUAAAGCAACACACAGCCCCCAUUACCCAGCAUCCCAUGCUUGAUUCUGCAGUAGUGUGCAGUGCCCCUACUUCAGCCAUGGCUACUGUGGUGGAGGACGUAGAUGACAGGUUGCGAGAGCGCAGGCGCAUCAGCAUCGAACAAGGUGUUGAGCCACCACCCAAUGCAGAGAUCCACACAUUUGAGGUGACUGCCCAAAUUAACCCUCUCUACAAGCAUGGCCCUAAGCUGGCUCACGGUAUGAAUGAGUUAGCCGGGGCUGACCGAGCCUCCGUUCAUCAGCAACAGCAGCUUCUUCUCCAAAGACAGCAGCAGCACCAGCUCCUACUACAGAGCUGUUUGGACACUCUGGAUGAGGUGGUGGCCUCAGCCUCAGCCUCUGUCCACACCUGUGAUACUAUUUCUGACCCUCUGGUUGACCCAGAGGUUACAGCGACCAGCAUGCCUUCUAGGGCCAUACUUCCUCAGACUGAGCAGCACAAAUCUCAGGAUGGCUACCGCAUUCACACUCAGAUUGAUUACAUUCACUGUUUAGUUCCAGACCUGCUGCAGAUCACCAACCUCCCGUGUUACUGGGGGGUCAUGGACCGCUACGAGGCAGAGACGCUGCUGGAGGGAAAGCCUGAAGGCACCUUCCUCCUGCGCGACUCUGCCCAGGAAGACUACCUCUUCUCUGUUAGCUUCCGCCGCUACGGCCGCUCGCUACACGCACGCAUUGAACAAUGGAACCACAAUUUUAGCUUUGACGUGCACGACCCCAGCGUCUUCCACGCUCCCACAGUUACAGGAUUGCUGGAGCACUACAAGGACCCCAACUCCUGCAUGUUCUUCGAGCCCCUGCUGUCCAACCCCAUCCACCGCACACAGCCCUUCACCCUGCAACAUAUCUGCCGAGCGGCCAUAAGUAGCUGCACCACCUACGAUGGCAUUAACAUGCUUCCCAUUCCAAAUGCUUUGAAAAAGCACCUGAAAGAAUACCACUAUAAGCAGAGAGUACGUGUACGGCGAAUGGAUACCUGGUGGGAAUGAAGAACAACAAAAAAUUGACUAAAAGAAACAUUUACAUUUUUAAGUCCCCAAACUGAACAGAACAAUGAGUCUAAAAUCUAUCUGGCUGUAUUAACGUACACGGCACUGUACUUAUUUAUUUUAUUCCUGCUGUACACAUCUUAACAAUUGUACUAAACUACACUGAUGAGACGGUAUGUAAUCUCACUGAUCUUGUACACUCAAAGUUCUUUAUGCUCAAAUUAAAAAAACUAAUUUAGAUAUGUGGAGUUCAGAGAACUACCCUCACACAUCA